Porites evermanni is the source of this 763-nucleotide messenger RNA. The record is from the annotation of a GenBank genome assembly. NCBI's taxonomy places the organism in Eukaryota, Metazoa, Cnidaria, Anthozoa, Scleractinia, Poritidae.
AUGCGUCUUCUCCACACUGAAGUUUAUUUCAGAACCACUCGACAUCAUAAAGGGACACCAAUUAUUACCUUUGAUCAGCCACUGUGGGGGAAAGCGUUGAUGGUCAUAGUCUGAGCCUGCGGAUAGUAACCUCCGUCAGGUAGUUCUCCGCCUUGGAAGUUUUCGCACAGAGAUGAGUUUCAUUGGUAGCAUCGGGCAGCUAUUUGCAGAAUCUGGGCUAAAGGAACUUCUUGAAUUGAUUUAUGCACCAAAUGCAGUUGAGCACAUUGUUACUGGUAAAGCUAUCGCAAGAGCCGUAAGAGCUCAUCUUCUCGUUGAUGCAGUUCUUAAUAACCUUAUCCUUUCUAAAGCCCUGGGAGUGUCCGUUCCUGACCUUGAAGUAGAAGCUAAUGCCCCCGACAUGAAUGAUGCAAGAGCCGAUGAGGAGGCAACACCACGUACACCUGCUUUUGAGCUUCAAGAAGCUCAUGCUCUGUAUGCAGAUUUAAUGGCAAGAAAGAAAUCAGCGGAAGAAGUCAGCUCAGCCAGUGCAAUAAGUAAGAUCAAACAUCUGCUCCAACAGCAGAAGGAAUCCCUUCAAGACAAUCGCACUGCCAAACUCUGGUUGCAGUACAUGGACAUGGUCGACAUUCUGAGAAAAUCCAUCAAAGCAGAACGCACUGGACACUGGGCACAGCAUCUUGAAUCUCUUUCUGAAAUGCUUCCCUAUAUGGCAACUUCUGGUCACAUCCUUUACACCAAAUCUGCUCAGUUGUACCUGUAG